This is a messenger RNA of Aspergillus melleus, 810 nucleotides long. RefSeq lists its product as uncharacterized. The coding region runs from base 1 to 810 and encodes 269 amino acids. The record is from RefSeq and is a predicted model, not a curated record. NCBI's taxonomy places the organism in Eukaryota, Fungi, Ascomycota, Eurotiomycetes, Eurotiales, Aspergillaceae. The transcript has 3 exons.
AUGUCACGGGAACAGGAAAGGGGCUUAGAUGUUCUCUUACGAUCGUUUGAGGGUCAGGUCAGCAGUCUGGAGGUGGAGACUGAUACAGACGAGGAACGUUUUUACACUACUAUCUGUCGUCUCAACAUUCAGGUUUACAAUUUCUUCAAGGCUCACGACCCCGUAUCUAGAGACUGCCUUUCUCGAAUAAUGACCACGUCUUGUGCCAUAGUGGAUUACUUGCAGAGCCUAGGCCAGAAAUUGUCAAGUCUAGGAACCGUGCCCACUCAAAUGCUCUUUGGUUUGAUGCUGGCUUCAACUUCCCUCCUGCGCAUACUCAAGGGCCCUGCAAUGGAUGGCUUGGAUAUUGAGAAAGCAAAAACGUCCUUCUUUGCGGCAAUCCAGUUAUCACGGCAGAUGUCAGUGGAUCAGCAUGAUACCGCAGCAAUGCUAGCCACGAUUAUGAACCAACUUUGGAAUAGCACGAGGGCAUUCCGUAGAUCUGAUAAUGGCGAGUAUACCGCUCUUCGGAUCCGCAGCCGGCUCGCCGCAAGCAUUGUCAUCGACGUGGUCUGGUGGUGGCGGGAGGAAUUCGACCCUCAGUGCCGCCAAACAGCCUCUUUGCAGGGAACGACAUCUGAUGGAGCUACUUACAGUCGUGACAACCUUGGGACCCUUGCCAGUGCGCCGAAUGGACUCAUGGACAAACAAGGCCCUGUACAUUUCGACGACCAGUUCAUUGCCGAUUUUGAAUGGGCAUUGGGAGAUGACGGAAUGUUUUCGUCAACAGAGCCAUUUGAUCUGGCAUGGCAAUCGUCUGGGGCCGCUUAA